Cucurbitaria berberidis CBS 394.84 is the source of this 1919-nucleotide messenger RNA. Its product is annotated as glutamate decarboxylase. Gene Ontology annotation, biological process: L-glutamate catabolic process. Gene Ontology annotation, molecular function: pyridoxal phosphate binding; glutamate decarboxylase activity. Gene Ontology annotation, cellular component: cytosol. NCBI's taxonomy places the organism in Eukaryota, Fungi, Ascomycota, Dothideomycetes, Pleosporales, Cucurbitariaceae. The transcript has 11 exons. The record is from RefSeq and is a predicted model, not a curated record. Bases 140 to 1732 code for a protein of 530 amino acids.
UUCUUCUGCGCUGCGUCCUCUCUAACCGUCUCUUAUUCUUCCUUCUCCCUCCUCUGUCCCACUCCAAUUUCUUCCCUCUGUCUCGUACUCCCUACACACUGUAGCCAGGCCACCCCGUGUGUGAGCUUCCGUCGCCAGAAUGGUGCACAUCAACCGCGUAGCCACCCAGAAAGAGGUCGCAGAGGAAAAGUCUGGCUUUGAGCGCGUGCAGAGCUUCAGUAAUCCUGAAAGCACUAUUGAUCUUACGCCCGAGGACGACGCAGAUGACUACACCGCGACCGUCUAUGGAAGCAAGUAUGCCAUUGAGGAUCUGCCCAGGCACGAGAUGCCCGACCGUGAAAUGCCGGCCCAAGUGGCAUACCGCAUGAUCAAAGACGACCUCACUCUCGAUGGUACCCCGACGCUCAACUUGGCUUCGUUCGUCACUACCUACAUGGAAGACGAGGCUGAGAAGCUCAUGGUUGACGCCUUCUCCAAGAACUUCAUCGACUACGAGGAGUACCCCGUGAGCGCCGAUAUCCAGAACCGAUGUGUUUCCAUGAUUGCAAAGCUGUUCAAUGCCCCUGAUCAGGAGGACGCCAAUACGAUCGGUACCUCUACCAUCGGCUCUUCCGAGGCUAUCAUGUUGGGCGUGCUCGCCAUGAAGAAACUCUGGCAGAACAAGCGCAAGGCGGCGGGCCUGCCCUACGAUAAGCCUAACAUGGUCAUGAACUCGGCCGUACAGGUUUGCUGGGAGAAAGCGUGUCGCUACUUCGACGUCGAGGAGAAAUACGUAUACUGCACCACGGAGCGCUACGUGAUCGAUCCCAAGGAGGCCGUCGACCUCUGCGACGAGAACACCAUCGGCAUAUGCGCCAUCCUCGGAACUACAUACACAGGCGAAUACGAAGACAUCAAGGCCAUCAACGACCUCCUCGUCGAGCGAAACAUCGAAGUAGACAUCCACGUCGACGCAGCCUCAGGCGGCUUCGUUGCCCCCUUUGUCAACCCCCGGCUCCUGUGGGAUUUCCGCCUGCCCAAAGUAACCUCGAUCAACGUAUCCGGGCACAAGUACGGGCUCGUGUACCCAGGCGUCGGGUGGGUCGUAUGGCGCGACCCCAAGUACCUACCACAGGAACUUGUCUUCAACAUCAACUACCUCGGCGCGGACCAGGCUUCCUUCACGCUCAACUUUUCCCGUGGUGCAAGCCAGAUCAUCGGCCAGUACUACCAGCUUAUCCGCCUGGGCAAGCGCGGAUAUAGGCGCAUCAUGCUGAACUUGACGCGCACGUCCGACUAUCUGGCUGCCAACUUGGAGUCGUUGGGCUUCAUCAUCAUGAGCGAGAGGGGUGGUGCGGGCCUGCCUCUUGUUGCGUGCCGCAUCGACGAGGAUCUGGAUAAGCAGUAUGAUGAGUUUGACGUAGCCCACCAGCUCCGCGAACGCAGCUGGGUCGUGCCCGCCUACACCAUGGCGCCGCAUUCGGAGAAGAUGAAGAUGCUGCGCGUCGUUGUGCGCGAGGACUUCACGCGCUCGCGCUGCGACGCACUGAUUGCUGAUUUCAAGCUCGCACUGCAGACGCUGGAUAAACUCGAUGCGAAGAAGAUCCAGGAGCAGAAGGAUGCCCGAGCGCAAUAUGCUCAUCGCCGCCGAUCCACGCUUGUUACGCCCAUUUUCAAGGCUGUUAAUAACAUCUUUGCUGAUGAGGAGCAUAGUCUGCAGGGGCAGACGGGCAAGACUCAUGCUGUUUGCUAAAGAAGGCGCGCAAGAGAGCGCAGUCAGGUAGAGAGAAGUCAAAGCACGGCGCGUAAGCCGUCAGUCGAUCGCUCAAGAUACGAGGGAUGGGACGGGUGGAAUAAAAUAUAUAUACGCCUAGCUUCUAGGCUUUCGUGCUUUGGACAUACACGAGCAAGCGGAAACUAAGGAUUUACGAAUCGGAACG